Tarenaya hassleriana is the source of this 759-nucleotide messenger RNA. RefSeq lists its product as uncharacterized. The record is from RefSeq and is a predicted model, not a curated record. Bases 1 to 759 code for a protein of 252 amino acids. The transcript is spliced from 2 exons. Lineage: Eukaryota; Viridiplantae; Streptophyta; Magnoliopsida; Brassicales; Cleomaceae.
AUGGAAGGCAAUACAAGACGCGUUGGGGACGAAGUUGAAGAUGAGUACGGCAUACCAUCCUCAGGCAGAUGGACAGUCGGAACGGACGAUACAAACUUUGGAGGAUAUGCUUCGCGCAUGUGUAUUAGAAUGGGGAGCCCGUGGGAUCAGUACAUGACGUUGUGCGAGUUUGCGUACAACAACAGUCACCAUGCGAAGAUUGGGGAGAGACGGGAAUUCGGGCCUGAGAUUGUGGAAGAGACUAUGGAAGUGAUCCGAAAAAUUCGAGUCAACCUGAAAAUAGCACAAGAUCGACAAAAAUCAUAUGCCGACCGGAGGAGACGGGACUUCACCCUUGAAGUUGGAGAUCAAGCAUUCCUUCGAGUUCAGGCCAUGCGAGGACACGCUAGGUUUGGACAGGGCGGGAAGCUGAAACCGCGAUAUAUCGGACCCUAUCCAGUGAUUGGGAAGGUAGGCACAGUAGCAAAUCGACUCGGGUUGCCUUCAGAGCUGAGCAACAUCCACCAUGUAUUCCAUGUGUCGAUACUACGGAGAUACGUAGCAGACCCUUCCCAUGUGCUACAACCUCAAGAGUUAGAGUUCACGAAUGCUACAUGUUUUCGAGACGAACCGCUACAGAUAAUGGACCGAAAGGUUAAGAAGCUGAGGACGAAGGAGGUGUCAUUGGUGAAGGUAUUGUGGAGAAGCCAAGGGGUCUCGGACAUGACUUGGGAACCCGAAGAAGAGAUGCGUAGCAACUAUCACUAUCUUUUCACUUGA